CUUUACCGAUCGUACACAUACAUAUAAAUAAUAAUAAAAACCGAAAUAAAAAAGUAAUUCCCCAGUCUUAUAUAUUUCAUACAUAGCCACUCCCCCCAUCCCCCACACACAUACACACACACAAACAUACAUUAUGAAUCUAUCAAUAGAAAAGGAUAAAAAAACUGCUAUUGUACUUUCAACAGUACUUUUAUUCACUUCAUACAAGCUGAUUCGAGCUUUAACAAACAAGUCCAAAUCUCAAUCUACAAAAGAAAUACCUGUACCGGGAUCUUCGUAUUGGUAUGUCGGACAUAUGUUCUCUAUGGGCGAACUUCCUGGAAAAACAGUAGAGGAAUGGCAUCGUCAACUAGGACCCAUUAUUAAACUUUAUCUCGGUGUUCAAACAUGGAUCAUGAUUGCUGAUCCUAUCUUGGCUCAUAAAGUAUUUGUGACAAAUAGUGCCAAAACCUCCUUCAGACCAAAAUCACACUUUACUGAUUUGUAUAGUAAAGGAGAAAAGGGUGUUGCAUUUGGACAACCUUCGGAUGUAAAAUGGAAGAGUACUAGAGCUAAAAUGCAGGAUGCAUUUGUACCGAAACAAAUCGAAAGUUACAUGGAUUCUAUUCAUUGGGAAGCCCAGGAGCUAGUGCAUCAACUUGUGGAAGAUACUGUAAAAGAAGAAGGCGUAAUUCCCUUUGAGUACUUUAAAUGGUAUGCCAUCAAUACCGUCUUUGUACUCAGUUUUGCCAAACGAUUUGAACGCGUGCAUGACCCAGAAUUCAAAAAGUUUUCUUAUAUUAUCGCAAGAACAGGUAAAAUACUAGAGGCAGUAGAAGAUCUUCCAGGGUUCCUACCUAGCGCUUCAUUCCUUGAUUUCUUCAAUGGUAGGAAAUCAAGGGGUAAACAUUUCUUUGAAGAUGUGAGAGAUCCUACCUUUCGGAGAUACAUUGCGGAAGCCCUAAAUUCGGAUAAACCAAAUAUAGUCAAGUCGAUCAAGGAAGAAGGUGCAAAUUGGUCAGAGGAAGAAUACAUCGCCUUCACUGCUGAUAUUAUCUCUGCUGGAACAGAUACUAUUGGAGUUUCAUUAUGGUGGAACCUGUAUCUAAUGUGUCAUUACCCAGCAUGCCAAAAAACUGCAGCAAAUGAAGUAGACGAAUUCUUCAGACUCAAUGGUCGACUUCCUCAUUUCAGUGAACGCACGCAACUGCCAUACAUUAUUUCCGUCAUGAAAGAAUGUAUGCGAUUUAGACCCACCAUGCAAUUCGGAUUACCUCAUUCUACACAAGAAGAACUUGAGGUGGAUGGUUAUGUCUUUCCAAAGGGGUGUAACAUUAUUUCAAGUAUGCAUGGCAUGCACCUGGGAUCUUAUUUCGAAAACGCCAACACAUUUUUCCCAGAAAGAUAUAUGGGUAAUUCCAAAACCAUGGACGCACUCAAAAAAGGUAAAAUUGAGGAACGAGAUCAAUUUAAUUUUGGAUGGGGAAGGCGUAGUUGUCCUGGUACUUAUUUAGCUGAGGUGGAAAUGUUUUUGGCAUUUGUUCAAAUUCUCGCCACAUGCACUAUUGAACCUCCCAAAGAAGGUAUGCCUGACAUAAAUGAAGCAAGGAAUGUUGGAUUAAAUGUCGUACCCCCUCCUUGUAAAUUACGUUUUGUUAAACGUCAUGAUUCACUUGUUUAACUAAUUUAUUACUGCACGGAAAAUAUAAUAAAAUAUGUACUAUCUAUCACUUAUGUAUAAAGAUUGUUACGAAUGCGUCUUUAAAUAAGUAUUACGUAAUCGAUGGCAUAGAAAGGUCCCCUUGCUCGGCAAUAAGUGUAAAUGUAUGCGCUAGAUGAUGAAUCAUGUCCAAUUACAUACAUCUACAUGUGUUAAAUCUGUUUAUUGAGCCUUUUCUUCCUUCGAAAGAAAAAGAGAGAAGAUUAUCUUAAUAAUCCACGAAGUACUAAAAAUUGC
This is a messenger RNA of Mucor mucedo, 1936 nucleotides long. RefSeq names its product cytochrome P450. The record is from RefSeq and is a predicted model, not a curated record. The transcript is spliced from 6 exons. Bases 134 to 1660 code for a protein of 508 amino acids. Gene Ontology annotation, molecular function: iron ion binding; oxidoreductase activity, acting on paired donors, with incorporation or reduction of molecular oxygen; monooxygenase activity. Lineage: Eukaryota; Fungi; Mucoromycota; Mucoromycetes; Mucorales; Mucoraceae.